Purpureocillium lilacinum is the source of this 567-nucleotide messenger RNA. RefSeq lists its product as uncharacterized. Lineage: Eukaryota; Fungi; Ascomycota; Sordariomycetes; Hypocreales; Ophiocordycipitaceae. The record is from RefSeq and is a predicted model, not a curated record.
AUGCCUACCAUCCUGCAGAUUGUGGCCGUCGGCUCGUACGCCAUUUCCACAGGCACUCUCGCCCUGACCCCCCCUCCCGGAGCCCACAUCCAGACUUGCUACGAGGGCGAAACGUCGGCCUUGCAUUGCUACAAUGGCGAAGGCGACACCCCUCAAGAUGUGAGCGUCGAAGACGUUGCCUACGUCGGCGCCAAACUCCGCGAGUGGGGUCGCGGUGCCGAUGGAGGCCGAUUCCUGACGAUGCCGGCCGAGAACACUCCAGACUGCGCUGAAUGGAGCAUCUUCACCUAUCAAAGCGUUCUUGCCCUAGCUAAGCACAUCGACCCGAAUGUACACACGUCCGUCCUUUACGAAGACAUCGCCAGGACCGUCGAUGGUGGCGAGUCGGCGUCGGACGAAGAUAAAGCGAAGGCCAUUAUCGGUUGCGAGAAAAGUGGUGGAUCUCUGGGUGUUCUCGUCAAUGAAACUGACCCGGCGUACCACACUGAGGACUACAAGAGGGCAGGAUACACCCCGCAGGGCAUCAUCAUCAAGAUUGUGUCCAACGUCCCCAAGGAAGAGCUUUGA